GCCGCCGGGUCUCCACCGCCCACCCCGAGCCGGGACCCCGCGACCCUCCCCCACCCCCCGAAGGGGACGAUGACUACAGCAACGAGCCCUACGCCACCGGCUACAUCGAGGUGCUCCCGGACCAGGCGGCGCCGGAUGGGACCCCCCGGGGGGGGGACAGCGAGUCCUCGGCGGCGCCGGGUGAGGAGUACGAGAACGUCCCCGAGGGAACCCGCAGCUCCUUGGGUGACAGCCUGGAGUACAUCAACGUCCCCCCGGCCGGUUCCAGCCCCCGUGACGCCAGCGAGAGCGAGGACUACGGCCCCGACUACGAGAACCUCUAGCCCAGGCCCCUCGACGCCAGGAUGGGGGGAGCCGGAGCUGCCCAACCCCCACCCCCCCCCCCCCACCCCGGGACCCCCCUUAAUUUAUUGUGUGUCCCCCCCCAAAAAACUCUGACGCAUCCUGAGAAGGGGCCGCUGCCCCACGGGACCCACAAAUCCCACGGGACCCACAGAUUCCCCCCCUCCCCCCCCCCCCAUGGGACCCAUAGAUCGCCCACGGGACCCAUAGAUCUCUUACGGGACCCAUAGAUCCCCCCAUGGGACCCAUAGAUUGGCCACAGGACCCACAAAUGCCACGAGACCCACAGAUUCCCCAUGGGACCCACAGAUCUCCCCCAGGGGACCCAUAGAUCGGCCACAGGACCCACAGAUUCUCCCCAUGGGACCCAUAGAUCACCCACGGGACCCAUAGAUUCUCCACAGGACCCACAGAUCACCCACAGGACCCAUAGAUCUCCCCAUGGGACCCACAGACACCACAAGACCCACAGAUUUCCCAUAGACCCACAGAUCCUCCCCCAGGGGACCCACAGAUCUCUCAUGGGACCCAUAGAUCUCCCCAUGGGACCCAUAGAUCGGCCACGGGACCCACAAGUGCCACGAGACCCACAGAUCUCCCCUGGGACCCACAGGUCCCCCACGGGACCCACUGAUUUCC
Grus americana (Whooping crane) is the source of this 981-nucleotide messenger RNA. RefSeq lists its product as uncharacterized. The record is from RefSeq and is a predicted model, not a curated record. Lineage: Eukaryota; Metazoa; Chordata; Aves; Gruiformes; Gruidae. The coding region runs from base 70 to 438 and encodes 122 amino acids. The transcript has 7 exons.